AUGGAUCACUACAAAGUUCUAGGGUUAGAAAAAACAGCAACCAAAGAAGAAAUCAAAGCUGCAUUCAAGAAACUCGCGCUUCAAUGUCAUCCAGAUAAGCAUUCUCAGUCACUGAAAUACGUUCAACACAACGCCAAACUUCGAUUCAAACAGGUUUCUGAAGCAUAUGAAGUUCUUAUGGAUGAUCGCAAACGCGCCAAAUAUAAUUACCAGUCGCAUGCUGGUGGUGGAGGCCUGUGUCGGUACCAGUGCACUGAGUAUUAUUCAAAGUAUGGAUAUGGUAAAAGUGGGAGUGGUUAUGGAGAUAAAACUAGGUCUAGUGGGUUGAAUGGUGGUGGUGGCGGCGGUGGAGGUGGUUUUGGGGAUAAAUUUGGAACUGCUAUUUGGAAUUUGACGACGAGGUCUUCUCUUCUUAAUCUUGGAUAUGCAGCGUAA
This is a messenger RNA of Medicago truncatula (barrel medic), 435 nucleotides long. RefSeq names its product chaperone protein dnaJ 72. The record is from RefSeq and is a predicted model, not a curated record. Lineage: Eukaryota; Viridiplantae; Streptophyta; Magnoliopsida; Fabales; Fabaceae. The transcript has a single exon. The coding region runs from base 1 to 435 and encodes 144 amino acids.